UCGAGUCGUUUAUGCUUGGCACCAGUGUGGGCAACAAAACAGCUAGAUGUUACAUAAUUCUUAAUCAGAAGAAAAAUUAUGCAUUUUAUAUUUGUAUCGAUUUUUAACAAAACGGGUUUAUUUUAAUGUGUGUAUAUAUAUAUAUUUAAAAAAAUAUAUACAAAAAAAAAAAGGUAAUAUAUCAACCAUAGAGGCACAUCUUGAGGAGAACUGAACGUAACCACCGUGCAUAUAUCGAGAAGGAAAGAAACAUCUCUUUUGAUAUAGGUUUCAAGGCGUGGAAAGUGCGAGAAAACAGCAACCACACUCAUUCGGCCUGUGCUGCUCUGAGAAGCCAGGAGCUGGAGUUUGAAGGUGUAAAAUACUCGCUAUGGCGGUAAACUUGGACAAGGAAGCGUACUACCGCCGAAUCAAGCGAUUAUAUGGCAAUUGGAAGAAAGGAGAAGAUGAGUUUGGCAAAGUGGAUGCCAUGGUGGUCUCCGUCGGGGUGGACGAAGAGAUAGUGUAUGCCAAAUCCACUGCCCUGCAGACAUGGCUGUUUGGUUAUGAGCUGACAGACACCAUCAUGGUGUUCUGUGAGUCUAAGAUCAUCUUCCUGGCCAGCAAAAAGAAGGUGGAGUUCCUUAAACAGGUGGCUGUAACCAAGGGCAAUGAGAACGCCAACGGGGUUCCACCAAUCACACUGCUCAUCAGGGAAAAGAACGAGAGCAACAAGGUUAACUUUGAGAAGAUGGUGGAGGCGAUCAGGGCCAGUAGGGAGGGCAAGACUGUGGGUGUGUUCAGCAAGGACAAGUUCCCCGGCGAGUACAUGAAGAGCUGGAACGACAUGAUCACUGCCGAGGGCCUGGAGAAGGUGGACAUCAGUGCGGUGGUGGCCUACACCAUUGCGGUGAAGGAGGAUGGGGAACUGGCUCUGAUGAGGAAGGCUGCAGCCGUCACCAGCGACGUCUACUCCAAGUUCUUCAAGGAGCGGGUCAUGGAGAUCGUGGACGCAGACGAGAAGGUGCGCCACAGUAAGCUGGCUGAGUCUGUGGAGAAGGCAAUCGAGGAGAAGAAGUAUCUGGGGGGAGCAGACCCCUCCACGGUCGAGAUGUGUUACCCCCCCAUUAUUCAGAGUGGGGGCAACUACAGCCUCAAGUUCAGCGUCGUCAGCGAUAAGAACCACAUGCACUUUGGGGCCAUCACCUGUGCCAUGGGGAUCCGCUACAAAUCGUACUGCUCCAACCUGGUCCGGACCCUGAUGGUGGACCCCCCACAGGAGAUGCAGGACAACUACAGCUUCCUACUGCAGGUGGAAGAGGAACUACUCAAAGAGCUCAAACACGGUAUAAAGAUCUGCGACGUGUACAAUGCCGUUUUGGACUACGUCAAGAAGGAGAAGCCCGACCUGGCGGCCAAAUUCACCAAGAACCUAGGAUUUGCCAUGGGGAUAGAGUUCAGAGAGGGUUCCCUGGUCCUGAACAGUAAGAACCAGUACAAACUGAAGAAAGGCAUGGUACUGAGCAUCAGCCUGGGGUUCGCUGACCUGGUGAAUAAGGAGGGGAAGAAGGAGGAGCAGAAGAAAUACGCCCUGUUCAUAGGAGACUCUGUACAGAUCAACGAGGAUGAUCCAGCGACAGUUCUCACUCCGGUCAAGAAGAAGAUAAAGAACGUCGGAAUCUUCCUAAAGAACGAUGAGGAGGAAGAUGAUGAGGAAGAUGCUGACGAUGCAGAGGAACUACUGGGGAAGGGAGCGCGUGGACAAGCUUUACUCCAGGACAGGACUAGGAACGAGAUGACGGCAGAGGAGAAGAGGCGGGCUCACCAGAAGGAGCUGGCCAAUCAGGUGAACGAGGAGGCCAAGAGACGUCUGACGGAACAGAAAGGAGAGCAACAGGUCCAGAAGUCCAGAAAGUCCAAUGUCUCCUACAAGAACGGCUCUCAGAUGCCUCGAGAGAAAGAUAUUCGAGACAUGAAGAUUUUCAUCGACAAGAAAUAUGAGACGGUUGUUAUGCCGGUCUUCGGUAUCGCCACCCCUUUCCAUAUCGCUACCAUCAAGAACAUCAGUUCGUCUGUGGAAGGAGACUGGACGUACCUGAGGAUAAACUUCUAUGUUCCCGGCAGCUCUCUGGGACGCAACGAGGGCAACAUCUUCCCCAACCCUGAUGCCACCUUUGUCAAAGAAAUUACGUACCGGGCGUCGAACCUCAAGGCGCCUGGCGACCCAACAGUCCCGUCCACUAACCUCCAGAACGCCUUCCGCAUCAUCAAGGAGGUGCAGAAGCGCUAUAAGACCCGGGAGGCUGAGGAGAAGGAGAAGGAGGGCAUCGUCAAGCAGGACUCUCUGGUCAUCAACCUGAACCGCUCCAACCCCAAACUCAAAGACCUCUACAUCAGACCCAACAUCGCCCAGAAGAGGAUGCAGGGGUCGCUGGAGGCCCAUACCAACGGUUUCCGUUUCACGUCCGUCCGUGGGGACAAAGUGGACAUUCUCUACAACAACAUUAAACACUCCCUCUUCCAGCCCUGUGACGGAGAAAUGAUCAUCGUACUGCACUUCCACCUCAAGAACGCCAUCAUGUUUGGUAAGAAGCGUCACACAGACGUGCAGUUCUACACAGAGGUGGGUGAGAUCACCACAGACCUGGGCAAGCACCAGCACAUGCACGACCGCGACGACCUGUACGCCGAGCAGAUGGAGAGGGAGAUGAGACACAAGCUCAAGUCUGCCUUCAAGAACUUCAUCGAGAAGGUGGAGACCCUCACCAAGGAGGAGCUGGAGUUCGAAGUGCCCUUCCGAGACCUCGGGUUCCAGGGCGCCCCCUACAGGAGUACCUGUCUGCUGCAGCCCACCUCCAGUUCCCUGUGUAACACCACUGAGUGGCCUCCGUUUGUGGUGACUCUGGAUGAGGUUGAGCUGGUUCAUUUUGAGCGUGUUCAGUUCCACCUGAAGAACUUUGACGUGGUCAUCGUCUACAAGGACUACAGCAAGAAGGUCACCAUGAUCAACGCCGUGCCCGUCAACUCACUGGACCCCAUCAAGGAGUGGCUCAAUUCCUGUGAUAUCAAGUACACAGAGGGGGUCCAGUCUCUGAACUGGACUAAGAUCAUGAAGACUAUAGUGGAUGAUCCAGAGGGCUUCUUUGAACAGGGGGGCUGGUCUUUCUUAGACCCGGAGAGCGAGGUGUGUGUGUGUUAUUGCAAGAUACAAAACGGUGUUAAAAUGAAGAUGUUGGACAAAUGUAUUUCUCUCUCCAUCUGUCUCAGGGGGAAGGAGCAGAGGAUGACUCUGAGUCGGGGGAAGACGAGACAUUUAACCCCUCGGCAGACGAGAGUGAGGCAGAGGAGGAAGACAGUGAUGAAGAUUAUGACUCUGAGAGCGAGGACUCCGGUAAUGACUACAGUGCGUCGCUGGGCAGUGAAGAGGAGAGCGGUAAAGACUGGGAUGAGUUGGAAGAGGAGGCCAGGAAAGCCGACAAAGAGUCUCACUAUGAGGACGCGGAGGAGACCUCGUCGGCUAAGCGGAAGGGUCGCUCGUCAGCCCCGCCUCCCAGCGCCAAGAAGAAACGCCGCCACUGAAUGGCACCACCACCAGACUGUCUCACCUACGCAUACACUGCCAAAAACAUUGUUGAUUCAAUCCCCCUCUCCUCUAAUUCAUCUUGGCUCUGUCAUUUCCCUUCGUCUUUCUCUCAUACGCACACACACACACACACACACACACACACUAUACGAUGUGUAUAUAGAGGUAGUAGCACCCCCAUGCGUUUGUAUUAGGCCGUGAGUGUCGUGAUUAAAUGGGCAUAUCGUACCUGACGGUAGACUGUUCAUUCCUCUCCCCAUUCCUUUGGCAACUCAUUCCCCUGUUUCCAAGGGCCAGGUGUGUGUGUGUGUGUGUGUGUGUGUGUGUGUGUGUGUGUUUUGAAAGGGUUUUAAUGGCAAACUAUUGUUUUUCUGUUAAAUUGUUUCUAAACCAAUAUAGUAAGCAGUGAUGAUGAUACAGUAUCUUCUGCUAAGCAUUUUUACAAGAUUUAGUCUAAACAAAUAAUCUUCCAUUCCUCCUUUCUACCGUUCUAUCCUUCUUGGACAUUAUUUGUUGAGAGCGAUUGAUGUAGGGGGGAGCAGAUAUCAAAUCCGUUUCCCAAUUCCUUUUUUUUAUGGGGGUUUGUACAGACUUACUGAUGCUCAAGAACCUCAAUGUCUCUAAUUUCCCCACCACUUUCCUCCAUCUUUCUGUUAAUCCUGGAUAGGUAGACUGUUGAAUUGUUAAUUAAAAAUCCUGAUGUUUUUGUAAUAAAAUAAAAAAAAUAGUCGUUA
Messenger RNA from Oncorhynchus kisutch (coho salmon), 4296 nucleotides. Its product is annotated as FACT complex subunit SPT16-like. Lineage: Eukaryota; Metazoa; Chordata; Actinopteri; Salmoniformes; Salmonidae. Gene Ontology annotation, cellular component: FACT complex. The record is from RefSeq and is a predicted model, not a curated record. Gene Ontology annotation, biological process: transcription elongation by RNA polymerase II. The transcript is spliced from 24 exons. Bases 371 to 3763 code for a protein of 1130 amino acids. Gene Ontology annotation, molecular function: nucleosome binding.